Polistes canadensis is the source of this 825-nucleotide messenger RNA. RefSeq lists its product as uncharacterized. The coding region runs from base 142 to 738 and encodes 198 amino acids. The transcript is spliced from 3 exons. Gene Ontology annotation, biological process: mitochondrial translation. Gene Ontology annotation, cellular component: mitochondrial small ribosomal subunit; mitochondrion. Gene Ontology annotation, molecular function: structural constituent of ribosome. The record is from RefSeq and is a predicted model, not a curated record. Lineage: Eukaryota; Metazoa; Arthropoda; Insecta; Hymenoptera; Vespidae.
AUGUUAUGAAUUUAGGUUAUGUGUGAUCUGUACUAACAAUUACCAAACUUGUUAAUUCUAAAUAAAAUUGAAGAAAUCAAUUAAUGUAGUAAACCUUUUAUUAUACCAAAGUAAGGAUUUUUGAAGUUAAGGAAUUUGAAAAUGCCUAUUAAAUAUAUUGGUCGCACAACAAGUUUUAAAGGGAAGACGUUAUGGGAAAUCUUAGGAAAUUUAAAACAUUUCGGUGUAGGAAGGAUGGUAAUACGUAAUAAAUUUCAAAGAUAUCCUGAGCCUUGUUUUAUGAGAAUACUCAAAAUUGCUACUCUACCUGCUCCAAAUAAGGAACAAAAACCGCAUGAAGAACGAAAGAUCGUAGCUCUUAUUCAAAAUACUUUCCGUGGAAAAACCUGUGCACCUGAACAAAUAGACGGAUGUACUUAUAAGGCAGAUUUUAUUUUGAUCCCUAAAGACGAGGAGCAAAAAUACAUGCGUUACAGUGAUACGUUGAAACUGAGAAUAGUACCGAGAACAGUGGGAUAUCCACCGCUUCUGAAAGAAAUAUUAAUUCGUCAACAACAAGCAGCAGGAGUGAAAGUCGAAGAAGAUCCACAAUUAGAAGUUUCCUACUGUUGGUCAGGAGUGAAACGAUACAGGUUAGCGGAAGUAGGAGAAGAACCAACUAUUAAAUUUGGAAUGGAUCUUGGAACGCCUAUUAGUCCUAGUCUUUACGCGAACAUCAGAAAAGAGUCGUCGACGUAAAGAUUCAUUACUGAAUUAUGUAUAUAAAGUGUUUUGUCAUAGAUUUAAAUUUAAUAAAUAUGUUAGAUUUAACAAAUGUACCUUUGA